Molecule: messenger RNA, 1607 nt
Organism: Linderina pennispora
Lineage: Eukaryota; Fungi; Kickxellomycota; Kickxellomycetes; Kickxellales; Kickxellaceae
Product: ARM repeat-containing protein
Exons: 3
Coding region: 158-1465 (435 amino acids)
Cellular component (GO): membrane; cytoplasm
Molecular function (GO): protein binding
Source: RefSeq, a predicted model, not a curated record
UUGUCGCUGCCAUCGCCUCUCUCGAUAGCAAAGAACGCUUCUUCGUAGCCUUUUACAUACAAAAGACACAGAAAAAGACACAGACACAACCCCCCAGGUCAAACAGGUCCCGCGCUAUUUAUUAUCAGCCGUCUCUCUUUCUUCCUUUUGCUGCUUAAUGAGUACUCAAGUUUCCAACGAAAAGCCCACUUUGAAUGGUGUCAGGAUUCGUACUCGCAAACGUGACGCUAAGGCUAAUGCCAAGUAUGAGCCCGAAGAUUUCAGGGACAGUCUUUUCCAGGUAAUUGAGGGCAUCGAGCCUACCGACUUUAGCAAGAUCUCAGCCGCCCUCGACACGGCCGGCAACACGCUCGACUACCGUCGCUACGGAGACACGUUUUUCGAAGUUCUGGUCACUGGCGGCAUCAUCGCACCGGGCGGUAUCAUUGAAGAUGACGAAGAAUUCGGCAAGCUGCCAUUCAGCCUGUUUGUGCUGGCGGACGCCAGCGAGCAGGGCGCGCAGGACUGGGCCAAGCUGAUCACGCGGCUGACGCGCCGGUACAAGUACCUGGAGCGGAUUUUCACGGAAGCCUGCAAGCACAUUCUCGAGAACGUGCACCGCUACAGCGAGGCAGACAACAAGAAGCUGUCGCAGGGCCUCGGCGUGCUGGUGGCGAUCGGAUUCCUCCCGAUGGAUCCGUUCCGCGUGCUGCAGAAGGACCACCUGGUCAAGGACGGGCUGGCGCUGCGGUUCAUCACGGAUGUCAUGCGCGAGUACCUGAAGAACCACUCGGCCAAGCAGCUGCAUAUGGCUCUGAUCCGCGGCAAGAUCGACAGCCUGGUCGACUUCUUCCCGGCCAACAAGCGCGACGACGACUGCUUUGCGCGGCACUUUGAGGCGGAGGACAUGCCGGCGCUGAUUGACAUGCACAUUGCGUCGCGGGCCAACGCCAGCCGCAACGACUUCAUUGCGCAGAUCGAGAGCAUCCUGCGCACGGCCAAGGCCAACGACGAGGACGAGGACGAGGACGACAUCCUGGCCAUCAACACCGAGGUGGCAAAGGCCGCCAAGGCCGCCAUGCGCACCAACAAGUGGCCCGAGGAGGAGGCAGUGCAGCUUGUGUGGGAGGGCAUCCUCAGCGCAGUCGACUGGGCCAUGAAGCCCGAGCAGAUCGAGAACCAGGUCAUGGGCCACGUCAAGCGCUACACGCCUGUGCUCGAGGUGCUCACCACUGCGCCCAAGAGCGAGAUCAAGCUGCUGCAGUACGUGCAGAACUACUGCUACGAGGACGCCAAGCUGAUGAAGUACUUUGGCAAGAUCAUCCAGGUCCUGUACCAGGACGACGUCCUAUCUGACACAGCCAUCCUCUUCUGGGCCAAGAAGGGCGCCAAGCCCCAGGGCAAGGCGGUGUUCCUGAAGCAGACCGAGCGUUUUGUCAACUUCCUCGAGGAGCAGGAGGACGACGACGAGUCUGACGACGAGUAAAGCAAGCCUAAAUCUUAUUUUACGCGCCCGCCGGUCAUGGGGGCGUUAUCAAGGAAAUGUCAGUAAUUGUUGAUUUCCGAGAUCUCUGUUUUGGUGCCUUUAUGCGGUGCUGGUGUGGAAAGUGAAUUAAAAUUAUCUCUCC